AUGGCGUUCCCGGCGUGCGUGCAGUGCGGGACGAGGGAGAACCCGUGCCGGUGCAAGUUCAUCGGGCCGACGCUGGGGUUCGUGGCCUUCCUUGUCACCGGCGUCAUAGAGUGGCCGGUGGGCGCGGUGGUGUACCUGUUUCGCCACCGCAAGGGCCGCCGCAUCAUGGGACAUCCCUCCAGGGUCGUCUACCCGCGCGUCUCCAGGGCCAUCCCCAUCUAA
Triticum turgidum subsp. durum (durum wheat) is the source of this 222-nucleotide messenger RNA. Lineage: Eukaryota; Viridiplantae; Streptophyta; Magnoliopsida; Poales; Poaceae. The record is from the annotation of a GenBank genome assembly.